Cheilinus undulatus (humphead wrasse) is the source of this 2759-nucleotide messenger RNA. Its product is annotated as outer dense fiber protein 2-like. The record is from RefSeq and is a predicted model, not a curated record. The transcript is spliced from 17 exons. Gene Ontology annotation, cellular component: ciliary basal body; centrosome. The coding region runs from base 142 to 2211 and encodes 689 amino acids. Lineage: Eukaryota; Metazoa; Chordata; Actinopteri; Labriformes; Labridae. Gene Ontology annotation, biological process: negative regulation of cilium assembly.
AACCAGUCACCGGGAAGGAAGUCAUUCGAGCGUCGUCACGUGACUCGUUGCUAACCAAUCCAGUUGAACUUCCAGAAGGGAGCUCCUCAGUUUGGAGUAGCGUUGUUCGCAACGGACGCAAGGUGAAAGUAAAUAGGAGGCAUGUCUCCAGAGGAUGACCUCCAGGGUCCCCCUCUUGGUUUCAGCUCUACCAGGGAGGAUGGUACUCUGGGCUGUGAUACCUCUCAGGAGCCAAGGGGAGCCAACAAUGCCCACAACAGUCUCCAAACAAGAACCGCAGAGGCUGACAUCAUUCGCUGCGGAGAUCUUGCUGUUGAUGGAAAAGGCCAUUUCCUGAAAAUAUUGAUGGAUGCAGAAACAGCUGCCAACUCUGCUGCCUUACAACUUGUGUCCUUUAAAGAUGCUAUGGAGGAUGAAUUUGCUGAUUCAAGACAUUCAGCCAUCGACAAACGCAGAAUUGCAAGGCAAAAAAGACUUUUGCUGGAGAAGUUGGAUGACUUCAGAAGAAUCAAUAAAUCUGUUAGACAGAAACUGAAACAGCUCCAAGAUGCAGAGGUUGGUGAGAAACAUUUUUUUGCUCAGCGAGUAAAUGCAGACCGUCAAAUUGACAUUUUAUUGAAGAAGAUCUCUCAGGCUGAAAGUGAAAAUAAUCAUUUAAAAAGAGAUUUGAGUGAGACAGAGAAAAGAGUUGAGGACCUGAUGAAUCAACGGAGAGAAGAGCAAGCGAACAUGAAGAGUGCAGUUCACAUGACCAAGUCUGUGGAGGCGACACGUGCUCACCUGCAGGGACAGCUACGCAACAAGGAGGCUGAAAACAAUCGCUUGACUGUGCAGCUACGGACUUUGGAGAGAACUCUGACACAACAAAAAAUGGAGUUGGAUGAGCUGAAAAGCUCCAUCACCCCCAUGACUGAGAAGGCAGCACAAGACAAAGAAUCUCUGAAAAAAGCCACCAGAGCUCAGAAACUGAGAGCUGAAAGAUUUGAAGCAGCGAUCGAGAAAUGCUAUGAACAACUGAAGGAAAAGGAUGUCCAACUGGCCAAUGCUCGUUCAGAGAGAGACUCAAGGAGAAAACAAAAAGAGCAGCUGACAGAUGAGAACGCUAAACUUUCAGCUCAUAUAGAGUUGUUAAAAAGCCAAACUGCAGAGCUGACAGCGAGGCUGCAGAAAGAGAAGGAUGAGCUCCACGCUGCUAAUGAAGUUGUGAUGCAACGCAUUGAAAAACUCAGCGCUGAAAAUGGCGACCUCAGCUUCAAUAAUGCAUCACUCAAGGCAUCAGUGGCUCAGCUUGAGCAGCAGCUGGCCGAGGCCGAGUCUGCCCUCAUAGAGGAGAAGAUAGUAUCUCAGGAGAUGAAACAUCAAACAGAAAAGCACCAAUUUCAGGCUGCAGAACUUCAAGCUGAGGUUGACGAUCUGAGGACCAAAUAUGCAAAUCUCUUGCGAGAGACGGAGAGAAGAAGAGAUGGAAAAGAUGCAGAAGUUGACAAGGUAAGACGAGAGCUGCAGGGGCGUGUGGAUGAGCUGAAGCCUUUUCCUGAGUUGCUGAACUCAGCUGAGAAGAGUCUCUUCGAGUGCCAGGAGAACCUGCGACGCUCAGAGAGGAGGUGCUCAGAAAAGUCAGAGUCUGUUAGGCAGCUGCAGGCUAAGAUGGAGAGUCAAACCGAACUGCUGUCGUCCUCUGUGGAAAUGAAGGAGUCCGUUCGUGAGGCCAAUUUACAGCUACAAGAGAGAGUGAUUACUGUCCAAAAGCAAAUUGAGAAGCUGCAGCAGGAGAACCUGGAGCUGGUCCGGAGACUUGCUGCUCAGGAAGAAGCGCUAAGCUACAGUAACCGUCAGCUGGACCAGCGCUCGUCAGAGUGUCAGGCUCUUAGCCGGCAGCUGGAGACGGCUUUAUCAGACGUUAGACAGCAGAUCAACAAGGUAAAAGACAAAGCUGUCUCCAGAGAGGAGGUCCUUCAGACCAGAAUCGUGGAGCUAGAAGCUGAAAAGAGCAGAAGAGACAAUGAACUGCGGCUCCUUCGCCAGAAAAAGAUCUCUGCAGAGAAACAGUUUGAGACGCGUCUGAAGGACCUGCAGCUCAGCCUCGACCAAUCAGAGAGCCACAAACAAAGCAUUCAGAACUACGUGGAUUUUCUGAAAAACUCUUACACCUCAAUGUUUGAUGAGGGACUGCAAACAACAACAUUUGGAUCAUCAUAUUUUCUAAAGUAAUCAAGGACUUGUGCUGUCCUUUUUAUAUUUAUUUAUUUAUUGUUAAUUUGAUUUUUUAUGGUUUUUAAAAAUGAGGGUUUAAAUUGUGCAUUAGAUGGUGUGGGACUGUUUUUUGACAUUUGCUACAACUGUUUGCUCAAACUUUUGGAGAUUUUUACUAGUUGUCAGGAAGAUCUGCUGUAGUUUGAGAGGUUAGAUGCUUGCUUGCUCUUGUCUAAAGAGUAUUUAGUACUACUGAGUCUUAUUGCUAUACGGUGAGUAAAAAGCUACAUACAUUUUUGACUUGUUUACAUUUUUUUCAGGUUGUGAGUUGACUGAGACUCUGAAUUGGACUGUGAAUUAUGACUGAGUUCUGAUUGUAAACAUUAAGCUUUUGCACAUAAUUAUUCUAGUAAAAUAGCAUUAAUAAUCUUUGCAACACCUAAACAAUGUAUAGAUGAUCUGCUUGUUGUAAGGGCUGUUAAAGGAAAAUGUUAGAGAUGAAUGUGAAUUUGUGAUUAAUGCAACUUUACAAACAUAAAUUUUCUCACAUCACCUUAAACUGUGAA